GAAUCUCAUCGUCUGAGCAAAUCGAAAUGGACAGCUGCUUUUGUCUUUCCCACUCGCAAACUAGUCCUUGGACUUUGAGCACCAUCUGAUUGGUGAGGCUCUUAACUGACCAUGACAAGUCCUCCAGCGAUAGAAUACAUACAAUCGCAUGUGCUUGAGCAAUUGUCUCAACACCGAUCACGUUUUCCUGCUAGUCAAUCCGUCCCACCUCUAUUCAUCGCUGUUCAAGGGCCUCAGGGAAGUGGAAAGACUUAUCUGACUACCCUCCUACAAAGAUCGCUUUCUGCCCCACCUCACAGCCUUUCUGUGGUUGUCCUUUCAAUUGAUGAUCUUUACCUGCCUCACGAUCAGCUUAACGCGCUUGCACAGGCGAAUCCGAAGAAUGCGUUGUUGCGAGGUAGAGGGCAGCCUGGAACUCAUGACGUUGAGCUCGGAACGCGUAUCCUCACUCGGCUGAAAGGCAUCAAUGAGGAUGGCUCUAGCAGCAUGGUCGAAAUUCCUAUCUUCGAUAAGAGCUUGUUCAACGGAGAAGGCGAUCGUCUGCCUGAAGGUACCACUGUUCGUAGACCUGUAGAUGUAGUCCUUUUUGAGGGUUGGUGCGUCGGUUUUCAUCCGACCACCCAGGAGGAAAUCGAUCGACGCUGGGAAUCGCCUGUGCAGGGUCUCGGUCCCGACUUUUUCCCAAGUCGAGGCUUCCGUAAAGAGGAUAUCGUGGACAUAAAUGAACGGUUGAAGACAUAUUCUCACUGGUGGUCUUUCUUCAACGCUUUCAUUCAGAUAAAGCCAUUAGAGUCUCAUCCUUACGUUCACAUCUACAAGUGGAGACUACAGCAAGAGCAUAACAUGAAGGCCGCGAAUGGCGGCCGAGGAAUGACAGAUGCUCAAGUCGAAGCAUUCAUCGACCGCUAUAUUCCUGGUUAUGUCUUCUUCGGAGAUGGGGUAACGAAGGGUGAACUUCAGAGUGACGGGUCUAGACAUCCUCCGCCAUGGAUCGGAAAUGGACUUUGCAUACAAAUCGACGAGAAUAGGGAUAUAGUGGAUGUAAGCAGGUUCUGAAUUGAUGACAGAAGCUAGAGAGACAUUUGCCCAUUUACCGUCUACUUGAACUGAUAUCAAGCUACUGCUUGCCUUGCCACCGGUGCAAACGGAGGUCACAUUUCGCGUUUCUUCCGGAAAUCCCCUCGAUGUGCCACAAUAUUCAUGAGCAUUCUUCGAGACGUCUGUCGACAAGUUCAUACAGAGCCGAACACCCGAUGUCGGAUGAUAUUCAUCAAGUCAUGUUACGGAAGUCCAAGACAUUCAACUUCUGCCAUCCAGCCUCGGACCUGGUUGUCGUACCCAAAGUGUUCCCUCAAUACAGACCUCAAGGAAUG
Molecule: messenger RNA, 1373 nt
Organism: Somion occarium
Lineage: Eukaryota; Fungi; Basidiomycota; Agaricomycetes; Polyporales; Cerrenaceae
Source: the annotation of a GenBank genome assembly